This is a messenger RNA of Sapajus apella (tufted capuchin), 2228 nucleotides long. RefSeq names its product fibrous sheath interacting protein 1 (gene FSIP1). The transcript has 10 exons. NCBI's taxonomy places the organism in Eukaryota, Metazoa, Chordata, Mammalia, Primates, Cebidae. Bases 420 to 2006 code for a protein of 528 amino acids. The record is from RefSeq and is a predicted model, not a curated record.
AAAAAGCAAGCAGGUAGCAGGAGGGCCUUAGGAAACCAUUAAGAUGAAGUGCAUCUUGCUUGAGAGACAGGGGUGUCCCUGAGUGUUCACUCAGGGAAGACUAGGGACACAGUAAAUGUUUUUCCUAGAGGCACAGGAAGCAACCAAGAUGGCAUUUACUUCUGCAUUCUCUUUUAGCCAUACUCAGUAUCUAACAUUCUGGGCAAUAUAUUUUCUGUAUACUGUGGCAUAAGGUUUAAUAAUCCAUGUACACAAGAUGUCUUUUGGUGAAACUGGGGAGCUCUUAAGUGUGACUUCAAUAGCAACAUAAUCUUUAAAACAAAGCCUCUGAGUAAUUGGAUAUUAACACUAACUAAUGAAAAAUUUAAAUAUCUAAAUCACUUGGUAUUAAAUUUUUUAUUUGUUGAUGCAGGAUUUCAAUGGAUAUUAUAAAGGGAAACCUAGAUGGAAUUUCAAAACCAGCCUCAAAUUCAAGAACACGUCCUGGGAGCAGAAGUUCGAAUGCUUCUUUGGAGGUGCUCUCACCAGAACCAGGAUCUUUCAAGGUUGAUACUGUAAGCAGCUUGAACUCCGGUAAAGAGAACCACUCCGAAAGCAGUAGUACAGAGAACAGAAGAACUAGUGAUGAUGAUAAGGGGGAAAACCACUCUGAGAAAAUACAGUUGGCCGAAGAGGGAUCAGAUGAAGAUCUUGAUUUGGUUCAACAUCAGAUAAUCACUGAGUGUUCAGAUGAACCCAAAUUAAAAGAAUUAGAUUCUCAACUUCAAGACGCCAUUCAGAAAAUGAGGAGACUUGAUAAAAUACUGGCAAAGAGACAACACAGAGAAAAAGAAAUUAAGAAGCAAGGCCUAGAAAUGAGAAUAAAGCUGUGGGAAGAACUCAAGUCUGCAAAAUAUAGUGAAGCUUGGCAAAGUAAAGAGGAGCUGGAAAAUACAAAAACAUUUUUAUCUUUGACUGCUGUGUCUGAAGAAACUGUUGGUCCUUCUCAUGAGGAUGAAGACAACUUUUUCUCAGUGUUUCAUACUCAAAUCCCUCCAGAAGAAUAUGAAAAGCAGAUGCAGAAAGUCAGUAAAGAUUUUACCUGUGAUGUGGAAAGAAAUGUAUCAUUGAUCAAAGCAGGAAAGAAACCUUUCUCAAAUACAGAAAAGAUUGAGCUCAGGGGCAAACACAACCAGGAUUUUAUUAAGAGAAACAUUGAGUUGGCCAAGGAAUCAAGAAACCCAGUGGUUAUGAUUGACAGAGAGAAGAAAAGGCUGAUUGAGCUUUUGAAGGACUUGGAUGAUAGAGAUUCUGGGCUCUCCAGUUCUGAGGAACCUGACCUUGAUGGUGAAAGAAAUAUGGAAAUAACUCCAGGAGAAAAGGUACUUAGGAACACCAAAGAGCAACGGGAUCUGCAUAAUCGGCUGAGAGAGAUUGAUGAAAAGCUGAGAAAGAUGAAGGAAAAUGUGUUAGAGUGCACAUCACGUCUCUCUGAAGAACAGUUAAAGUGUCUUCUGGAUGAAUGCAUAGUUAAACAAAAAUCCAUCGUUAAACUUUCUUCAGAAAGAGAAAAUGAAGACAUUGAAGACGUAACACCUGUGUUUCCCCAGCUUUCCAGAUCCAUCAUCUCUACAUUACUAAAUGAAUCAGAAACAAAGAUCCAGAAAACUGAGGAAGAAGAAGCAAAUUUGCUUGAGAGUGCAGAAUGUGAAGCUUCUAAAGGCUACUAUCUCACUAAAGCCUUGGCUGGACAUCACAUGUCAGAAGCGCUCAUCACUGAAGCAGAGAAUAUGAAAUGCCUUCAGUUUUCUGAGGAUAACAUUGUUAAUGACACAAAAGACUAUUUUAUGUCGAAGACUCUUGGCAUUGGGAGACUGAAAAGGCCCUCUUUCUUGGAUGACCCACUGUAUGGUAUCAGUGUGAGCCUUUCAUUAGAAGACCAACAUCUGAAACUCAGUCCUUCAGAGAAAACAGAAACAGGUGAGCAGGAGACUAAAGAUGCAGCAGAAGAAUGUAAAGAAUCCUAAGCAAGGACUUGCUGAGUGUGCUUUUAAGAAAGUUGGUAAUGAAGUUAAAUUACAUUUUUUAUUGAAUUAUUUGAAUUCAAUGAAUGCACUGUAGCAACUAUUCUUUAAUGAUUUUGACAUUUGGAGUCUCUCUUUGUGGAUUAUAUUUCCUUGAUAUUUUUGAGACUUGGGGUGUGAUUGUUCAGUGGUUUUUGUUCAUUAAGAUUUCUGGGAACAUUGUUU